This is a messenger RNA of Striga asiatica, 2070 nucleotides long. The record is from the annotation of a GenBank genome assembly. NCBI's taxonomy places the organism in Eukaryota, Viridiplantae, Streptophyta, Magnoliopsida, Lamiales, Orobanchaceae.
AUGGCAAAUCAUCGUAAAAAAGGCAAGUUCUUGUUCUUAUCUGUGUUGAGCUUUACUCUGUUUGUUUCAGAUUUGUUGAUUCCUUCCCAGCGUUUGUCUUGCCCCGUUGUUGUUGUUCUUGCAUCAAAUUUAGACCCAUCUUCGAAUUCAAACUCAGAAACUGCUAAAGACCCCAUAAAUGAUAAUCCCACUGAGGAAAAAACCGAUCUUGUCAGCAUACACGAUGUUGUUUUCUCGAAAGAACUUGAAAAACUGCAAGAAUUAGUUCAAAACCUCACCCAACUGGUUGCUAGGUUAGAAUCCCAUUCCACCGAGUGCCCCUUGAAGGCAGAGAACAACCUACCUUUAUCCUCAUCGUCUCACGGGCAAGCUCAAAACAUCGAUAAGACGAAACAAGAAACCGAAAUUUCCACGGAAGAUGAAAUCUUGCAGGCAAAUGGACGGAAAAAAAGGGGAGGAGCUAUUUUCAAAUACAACACUUUCUGGUCGGAGAAGUUCCAGUUCGUGUCGGCCGUGAAAUUACGGUUCAGCCCCACCUUCCUCAACGUGCUCCCGUUCAAAGAUCACGAUGGCGUGAGCAAAUAUUUCUCGGUUGGGGACUUCAACGGCAAAUUAAUGAUCUUCUCGAAAAACGGGGACUUAUCCUUGGAGCUCGACACGUUUUCCGACCCGUCCGAGUACUCCCCCGCAACAGCUGUCGUCUCCGUGCUCUCCGUCUUCAAAAACGAGACCUUAAUCGCCACCGGACACGAGAAUGGCAUUAUCGUAAUUAACCGCGUGUGGGAAACCUCAGAUGACUGGAAAAGCUCCCUCCUCCGCGCGGAGAGGGUCGGGAGGUUCGAGACUCCUGGUGGGGCCCGCAUAAAUUUAUUAGAAGCCCACCAAAUGGGCCGAAAGAGGUACAUCAUCGCCUCCGACAAUGGGGGAAAGCUCCGAGUUUUGGGAGAAGACGGGUCUUUAUACGGGUCGAUUAGCCCGGGAAGGCGACCCGUUUCGUUCUUGAAACAAAGGCUUUUGUUCCUAACCGAGACGGGCGCCGGUUCGCUCGAUUUACGUAACAUGAGACUAAAAGAAACCGAAUGCGAAGGGCUAAACAAUUCCUUCGUGAAGAAUUACGUUUUUGACGUGGUCGACCGGACUAAAGCGUACGGUCUCACCUCCGAGGGCGAUUUGGUCCAUACGCUAUUAUUAGGCGACGCCAUGAAUUUCAAGUGUCGGGUCCGGUCCAAGAGGAGGCUCGACUUUGACCACCGGUUAGUGGCUCUGCAGGCCAUCCGCGGCUACUUGUUGCUCGCGAACGAGGAUAAAGUCCACGUGUACAACGUGUCGACUCAGCAUUAUGUUCGGUCUGGUGGGCCCCGACACGUUUUUUCAGUGGGCCUCGACGAGAUCUUAUCGUCCUUCCUCAAUCAGCAAGCCGCGGUCGAUGACUUAGUAAACUACGAAGCGGGCCCGGGCCAGGGCCCGUUGGUCGCGAGCGAUUACGACAAAAUAAUCGUGUUGAGCCUCGGAAAUGGUUACAUAGCGAUGUACCGUUCGAAUCUUCCGGUUUUCAAGAACGAGUUUAAUAGUAUUUUGUGGACGAGCCCGGUUUUGUUCUUUAUCGUCUUCCUCUUCGUCGUGUGGCAUUUCUUCGCCAACAAGAAGGACACGCUCACUUCGUGGGGCCCGGACGAGCCUUUCUUGAGUGGGGGUGGGCCUACGUCUGGAUUGGGCCCGAAUUCAGGCCCGAACGAGAGAUUGGGCCCGAGCCCGUUUGCUGGUUCUGCAGAAUCUUCGAGUCGUUCGUCUGAGAUCAUGGAUUUGAGGGCCGGGGGAAGCGGGCUGCGGGCCCCAGCAAGAUAUGUCUCAUCGGGUGAUUACUCGACGAGCAGUGGGAUUGGGGGAAGUCUUGGUGGGUCGUAUAGGGUUGGUGGAGGGGAUUUGGACACGAGGCUCGGGCAAAUGGAUGCACGUUUUAGGAAUGUGGGUUCGGAGCUGAAGUACAGAACUGGACCACAUGUCGAUGGUGUGGGCAUGAAGAGGAGAGAAGCGUUUUACGUAAAUAGUCAAGUAGUGGAUGAGAGGUAA